AUGCCUUUCGGCAGAACGUUUGCACUUUCUCCCCUGCAGCAUCACCUGACAACAAAACUUAUCCAGCCGGUGAUCUGCGAGGCCAACUCGCCGACGGCGUCUGCAAAACCACGAGGACCAGAAGAAAAAUGCAGCCCUUGCCCACCAGGCACGAAGACCCUUAAUGGCACCCACUGCGUUAGCUGUCCAACUGGUUUCAUUUCAGCCAAUCACAAUGACAGCUGUGUGGCGUGCCCCGCCGAUGAGGUGCCUGUGUUUGGAAUCAAGUACGACACCUGGAGUCGAAUGCCUCCAAGGUUGGCCACGUAUUGCCUCGAGGAGGAUGUCACCUGCCAGCCGUGGCGCACGAAUGGCUCGUCGAUUUUUGUGGGUCCUGGCCUUAGCAGCUUUGUCCACUCAGUUCUCGAGCUUGAAUUGCUGGAUGGUUUCAUUGGACCGAAGCUGAAUAUGCCAUUUUAUCUUGACCCUUUCAUCCGUCCCCUUCCUGGCACAAAAGUCGUCUUUGACUUUGAGCUCGACUGCCGAGCCAAUUGCACACUUACCUUCGCCGUGGAUUCGCUAUCGGAGACACUGCUAAUCCAGAAAUGGAAUGGACCAUUGAAGCGAAUGACUUAUACGUACACACCCGGUGAGUGUGAAGGCGCUAGUUUCUUGUGGCUAUUUGAACGCUGGAGUGCUAGUGGAUCAAAAUGGGAUCCAGCGAGUAGAAACGACAAAGCAAUCAUAUAUUCGAUCGCUGUGAACAACACUCGUGAAACUGGGGCACUUGGGUGCAAAAAAUGCCCCCUCGGAAUUGACGGACAGUUUUGCAAGCCUUGCAAAGACGGUCUCUUCUACACAAUGACCAAAAACGCAACGACGGGUGUGGAGCGAGCUGAGUGCGUUCCCUGUCCGAAUGGAACCAUGGUCAUCGGCGACGCCUCUGACAUCAUGACGGUCGACCAAGCCUGCAUUCGGUGCCCUCCUGGAACCACCGCGGGACCUGCCAGCGACUGCGUCACCGACUUGUAUCCUGAGGCACCGAGCGGACAGAACUAUGACUUCUCAACUCUGCUAACCAAACUUGGAGACAAGUUGAUCAAGGCCGUUGCCACUAAUUCUUCAAUGGAGUUUGCCAAAGAAAUAAACUCCAAGUUAACAACCGCUGGGUGGAAAGCUGAUGAUCUAGGUAACGACUACCAUCUUUUCUUCAAAACCAAGUCGACGACUAGCGCUUGUCAAGAGGGCAUCAAUACAAUUGUCACUCUCCGCUGUGGUGCCGUCUCUAACGCGGCUGGGGAUUCAGUCGACGCAUCAGGCACGGCCCUGGUUCAAAUCCCUCCGAACUGUGCGGUUGGUACCUGUGAUGGAUGCCAGUUCCACUUUAUGAUUAUCUCACCACUUGCGUGCCCCAUCUGCCGGAUGCAGGACUACAAUCGAAUCGAGGGGAGCUGUGUUGGUGGAUCCAUGAAGGUUACACUCAUCCCUCCCAAGACUUGCCGUUCCGAACCAAAGUUCAGGACUGUGUUUGAGGAGUCCUGCCCUCUGCUGAACACGCAAGGCAAAAUCGCUGUCGGCGUGGUCAUGGCUAUUGUCCUCCUGCUCAUCUUUACGAUAUUUUACUGCUAUCAGAGGAAUAAAAACAGCAGCAAUGGAUCCGACGGCGUGCAACAAGGUAACGAAUGCGGCAUUCCAGAGGAUGACCAGGAAACGGACAUUUUUCAUCACAAACCAAUCAGUGCCAUUGCAGGCGGAGAAUCCGACAGUAAGUGGAACCAACUCACUCCCAACAGUGGCGACCUCAAAAGUGGAACAUUCGGACCAGUCAUCUUUAGGCAGAACCGAACCGCGGAUGACUCACAUAUCCUCACCUUGGACGACGGUAACGCGCCUGAUACCGUUCCAAUCUGA
This is a messenger RNA of Mesocestoides corti, 1890 nucleotides long. The record is from the annotation of a GenBank genome assembly. NCBI's taxonomy places the organism in Eukaryota, Metazoa, Platyhelminthes, Cestoda, Cyclophyllidea, Mesocestoididae.